AUGUCGCUAUUAGUAGACCAAUGGGUUGGAAAACUGGCAGUGGUAACUGGUGCCAGUGCUGGAAUUGGUGCUGCCAUUACAAAAGCUCUAGUUGAAGCAGGCAUAAAUGUUGUUGGUUUGGCAAGAAGAGUUGAAAAAGUGCAAGAAAUAUCCAAACAAUUAAUAAAUCCUAAGGGUGAAUUAUAUGCAAUCAAAUGCAAUGUCACUGACGAAAGUGACGUUAAAAAAGCAUUUGAAGAAAUCGAAAAAAUCGGCAUUGUGCAUAUUUUAAUUAAUAACGCCGGCGCUUUGCUCAAUACAACUCUGUAUAAUGGAAACGUUGAUGACUGGAGAAAUGUUCUUGAAACCAACGUCAUGGGCCCUUGCAUAGUGUCCAAAGAAGUCAUCAAAAUAAUGUCGUCUAAUAAAGUGGCAGGUCAAAUAAUUAACAUGAACAGCAUUUUGGGCCAUUUUGUAUACGACAUACCUAAUACUAAUAUUUAUACUGCUUCAAAACAUGCUCUGAGGGCUCUAACUGAGACUUUAAGAUUGGAACUGAUUGGAGUUGAAUCGAAAAUAAAAGUAACUAGUUUGAGUCCAGGUCCAGUGGAAGAAACAGAUUUUUUUAUCAGAAACAUUAUGGGAGGAGAUGGAAAAAGUCCGCUCAAAUACUUUUUGAAACCUGAAGAUGUUGCUAAUGGUGUUUUAUAUAUUUUGUCGACUCCGCCGCAUUUUCAAGUCGCCGAAUUGAUGUUAAGACCUGUUGGAGAACCUUUCUAA
This is a messenger RNA of Ceutorhynchus assimilis (cabbage seed weevil), 759 nucleotides long. The record is from the annotation of a GenBank genome assembly. NCBI's taxonomy places the organism in Eukaryota, Metazoa, Arthropoda, Insecta, Coleoptera, Curculionidae.